Molecule: messenger RNA, 4341 nt
Organism: Aspergillus welwitschiae
Lineage: Eukaryota; Fungi; Ascomycota; Eurotiomycetes; Eurotiales; Aspergillaceae
Product: tubulin folding cofactor D C terminal-domain-containing protein
Exons: 10
Coding region: 1-4341 (1446 amino acids)
Biological process (GO): microtubule cytoskeleton organization; post-chaperonin tubulin folding pathway; tubulin complex assembly
Molecular function (GO): RNA binding; beta-tubulin binding; GTPase activator activity
Source: RefSeq, a predicted model, not a curated record
AUGGAUGCGGCAGAGGACAGGGAGGUUAAGCUCCAGCGCGCCUCUGGAGACCUCGUCCAAGAGUUUUCCGAGAAGCUACCGUCUCUCCUUUGGAAGACUCGACCCGAACAGCCAAACACCCGCAUUCCACGGAGAUGGACCCCCGCCGCAAAAACAGAAAGACUCGUCGGCCUGUUGGAGCCCUUUCAGGAGUGGCCGCAGCUGCUGGACCCCCACCUGCAGACCCUUCUACCCCCUUUAGUUGAUGCUUUUCUGGCAUACCUGCUUAAGCACCGCGACCAAUAUGCGGCUAAGCCUGCAGGAUUGCAAGGCCAGAAGACGGCAUAUCCUCUCCCAAGAGCGAUCUGUAGGCUGCUUUAUACCUUUUGCAAAGUCCGUGGAGUCAAAGUCAUCAGUAGGUUCUUGAACAAUGAGCCCAAGUAUCUUGAUCCGCUCCUCCGGGCUUUCAUUGAAUGGGAUGCUGUCAAAGAUGAACCUGAGCUUGGCCUUGGGGACAUUCCCCUGCGACUGGUCUGGGAAGAGCGCUACGUGAUGCUGAUUUGGCUCUCACACUUGUUACUUGCCCCCUUCGACCUGGCUUCGAUGUCGUCGGAUGAUAUCCCGGUUCCUUAUGACAACCUCGGCACGUUAAAACAGAUGCCGACCCAGACACCAAUGGUUACUAAAUCUCUACUUUCGUUGGCGUUGAAUUAUGUUCACGUCUCGGGCAAAGAACGGGAAGCCGCUACCAUUGUCCUGGCACGACUGGUGCUUCGGCGUGAUAUGCAGGCGCUUGGGCUUUUGACUAACCUGACAGACUGGGCGUUUUCGCUCGUUCAGCCUGCAGGUAGUUCUGAUCCCCCUUCAGUCUACACGUGUAUUGGCGUGUUGUCUUUCAUUGCUCGCUUGGGUGCGUCCGGUCAGGUGGAUGACUUUGCUCCCCUGGUGUCGCCCGUCUUUGGACAGACGCUGCAAAUUCUGCAGGGCAACUCGGCGGUCUCUGACGUUAUCAAGUCUUCUGCUCUGGCACGGAAAACUAUCAUCAAAAUCUUGCGUACUGUAACAGUCAUGGCCUUGUCUCUCAGUGAGAGGGAAGACAAUGCAAUCUCGGACGACCAGAUUUCUACAAUUUUGGAGGAUGCAAUUGAUCACUUCCUCGUAGCACUUGCUGAUAAGGAUACCCCUGUGCGCUUCGCGGCGAGCAAGGCCCUGAGUAUCAUUACUUUGAAGCUGGAUCCAGAUAUGGCUGUGGAAGUCAUCGAGGCUGUUACCGGCUCAUUGGAGGAGAACAUUCUGUAUGAGAAGCCGAACGGUACCAUCGUGACACCGCUGGAGGCUCGGAGGAUAGGGAUCAACACGCUCAAACGGAAUUUGAGCGCAGUCGACGCUCAAAGGUGGCAGGGUCUGAUCCUGACGCUCGGCCAUCUCCUGUUUCGCCGGGCGCCUCCUACCCAUCAACUUGGCGAUGUACUUCAACCACUUGUUUCGGGUCUUGACUUCGAACAACGGUCAUCAACUGGAAGCUCUGUUGGAACAGGCGUGCGCGAUGCCUCGUGUUUCGGAAUUUGGGCGCUGUCCCGCAAGUAUACCACCCAGGAACUGCUUGCCUUGAAACCGCAGACAAUCAGCACUGCCGCAGCCCAAGGUGAAGGAGAAAGUACAUUGCAGAUGCUGGCAAUUGAGCUGGUGUGUGCCGCGUGCGUCGAUCCGUCUGGAAACAUUCGGAGAGGUGCUUCUGCAGCAUUGCAAGAGCUCAUUGGGCGUCACCCCAACACAAUUGCCGAAGGUAUAUCGCUUGUGCAGGUUGUGGAUUACCAUGCGGUUGCUCGGCGCUCGCGGGCAAUGAUCGAUGUUGCCAACGCUACCGCUGCUCUCAGCCUCCAUUACUGGAGCCCCCUUGUCGAAUCAUUGAUGCACUGGCGAGGUAUUGGCUCGCCAGAUGCAGAGUCCCGCAGGCAUGCAGCCAAAGCGAUCGGAGUUUUGAGUACGCAGCAGUCAUACAAAACAAUGGCACAAGUGUUCCAGCGGCUGCUGAAUAGGUUAUCCAGUAUCCCACAUAGUGACGUGGAGACUAGACAUGGCUGUCUUUUGGCCAUUGCGGCUACGGUUGACGCAUUCAACGCCCAGCGUGAGAGGGAUCCCGGAGAUGCAUCGGACGCAACGAGUGUCGCGCAUCAUGUGGUCAAGGCCUGGGAGAUAUUUGGCUCUUCGCUCGGGCCAACCAAAGAUGACCUCACCCUUCAGACUUUCCGGCCCGAGCUGACAGCGGAGGCCUCUUCUCAGUUGAUCUGCUCUCUUGCCAAAUCAGUUGCUCUGGCACGUGAACCGCGAAUCUCUCAACCCUCAGUGGAUUUGCUUACCAAGGCCCAAGAAACACUCUUGUUAUGCAUAUCACGGAGCGAGGAUACCUCUAUCGAGAGCUCAUCCAAUGCAGUAUCCGAGCUUCUACCACUUUUGCCACUUGACGAACAGGACAAGAUGAUCCAGGGGUGGUUUUCACACAUUCAUACUACUUGGAACCUGCCAACGGGUCGCGGUCAGAUCACGGCCCUGGGUACGGUGUUCAAACGGAUUGGCAAGAAUAGUCCUCUCAGGAAAUCUAUUAUAGACAGCAUCAUAGAAUGUGCAGAAAAAGAAGAACUAAUCGAGAAGAGAGUGGCCGCUGUCAGGAGCUUGGCUACCGGUGUUCUGCCGCAUAUAGAUGUAACCGAUGACAUUCUGAAUCACCUCGUCCGGUUCCUAAAUGAUUAUACAACCGAUAGGCGAGGAGAUAUCGGGUCUUUGAUACGGCUUGAAGCGAUUCAGGCCGCAAAGUCUGUCCUAGAUGCAGGAUCGAGACUCACCAAUCAAGUACAUGGGGUGCAAAAUAUCAUUGGGUGCCUUUGCCGACUUGCAGCGGAAAAGCUCGACAAAGGCUACUGGGAAACAGCCAAUGGCUUCCCCCCGUUGAUUAGGAAAUACGACCACUUCAGUCAUGUAUCAUCAGCGGAGUAUCUGCUGCAACUGCUCCAGUUGCAGAGUAUUGAUUGGCUGCGCCAGCCUCUGUUUCAAGGCCUUGCAACUUCUGCCGUUGCGGGUAGCGAAGGACUGAUUCGGUCAUCUCGCUCAGCUCUGGUACAGAGUAUCCAAGAAGCAGAGGAUCCACAGACUGCAGUAUUGGCCAUGAUCAAGGACUUGGCCGCCAUAUUGGGCGAAUAUCUUCAGGAUGAUCGAUUCGCGAUCCCUGUGCUCGAGCUCUUAGCAUUCCUACUGGAUAGCUUUGUUACUUCUGUGCCCGAUGACUCGGCCCCAAGUCUGCGGAAGCUAUUCGUCCUCAUCCAAAGAGCGCACUUUAAGUCGUCAAACAUUGCCCGACUCGAAGCGGCAGUCCGAGCUUAUGCGCCUUUAUCGAGGAUAGAGCAGCUACAUACGGAAGUGAUCAAGAAAAUGACGGCGCUGUUGCUGCAUCCGUUCCCUAGGGUACGCAACACUGUGGCCGAGUAUAUAUUCAUGGAGACGGGGAUUGAAGUAGUUAAGAUGGAAGACUGGUCCAAACCGACCAAGCAGUUGAAAGAGCCGGUUGAGAAGGUGAGGGAGAAGCUGGGUUGGUACUCCCCACAAACGCACAGCAACAAUGGCGACCAUAACAGCGCCCACCCCGAUACCCCCCAACUGCACGUCCGCAACCUAGAAGAGCGCAUCAAAGUCGACCAGCUAAAAGAAGCCCUGGAAGAGAUCUUCUCCGAAUACGGCACGGUACUUGAAAUCGUCGCGAAAACGAACCUCAAGGCAAAAGGACAGGCGUUUGUUGUGUUCGACACCGUGGAGGCGGCGACCCGCGCCAUCGAUGAAAUCAAUGGCUUCGAACUCUUCGACAAACCGAUGGUGUUGGAUUACGCGAAGACGAGAAGUGAUAUGACGGUGUUGCGUGAGGGCGGAGAGGAUGAGCUAGAGGCGCAUAAGAGACGGAGGUUGGCUGAGAAGGAACGCAAACAAGCGCACGAAGCCCUCGAAGCUCAGAAAAAGCUCAAGCGACCCCCCGGUGCUCCUACGGAACCUGGCCGUCCUGCGAAAACCGCCAAGGGCGCUGGUCUCAAGCCUACCAGUGGGGCUGCGGCGGCGGUUAUUCCGGACGAGUAUCUGCCCCCGAACAAGAUUCUCUUCUUGCGCGACUUGCCCGAUACUGCGGAUCAGGACAGUCUGACGGCUGUGUUCGGUCGGUUCGAAGGAUUCCAGGAGGUUCGGUUGGUGCCCGGACGCAAGGGUAUUGCGUUCGUCGAGUACGAGAACGAGUCUGGGGCUAUCAGUGCCAAGGAGGCGACGUCGGGGAUGCCUAUGGGAGAGGCUGGGAAGCCGAUUCGGGUUACUUACCAGAGACAAUGA